Drosophila montana is the source of this 753-nucleotide messenger RNA. RefSeq names its product ribosome biogenesis protein SLX9 homolog. Gene Ontology annotation, cellular component: 90S preribosome; nucleolus; preribosome, small subunit precursor. The record is from RefSeq and is a predicted model, not a curated record. NCBI's taxonomy places the organism in Eukaryota, Metazoa, Arthropoda, Insecta, Diptera, Drosophilidae. Gene Ontology annotation, biological process: maturation of SSU-rRNA from tricistronic rRNA transcript (SSU-rRNA, 5.8S rRNA, LSU-rRNA). Bases 109 to 657 code for a protein of 182 amino acids. The transcript has a single exon.
CAGCUGUUAUACGAAGCAACAGUCGAUUACCUAGGCCAUGAUAAAACAACGUGAGUCCAAAUAAAUUCACAACGCGCAACGUUUAAACCUUUAUUUAACGCAAAAGUUAUGGCAAAGACAAAAAGAAAUAUUCGUGCAAAGGCCAAAAGUGCUGUGGGAGUUGCCAAACAGAAGACCCAGGAAGUGCAGGCAAAACUAAAUAAGGCAGUGCGACAGGACAAAUUGCUGCACAAGACCUUAACGCCCAAGAAGACAACAACAAAAAAGGAAAAGUCGGCACAGAAGCACACCAAAUUACUUAAACGCUUUGUGGAGAUAAAGAAGGAGCUCAAGGAAGAGCAGGCACGCAAGAAUCGAGAGAAAACCAAGGUUAUAGGCGACUUGAAACCCCUGCGCGAUGCACUGCCCUCCCUGGGCGACAUCUACAAGUUGGUGAAGAGUCAGAAAAAGGAAACGAUCGAGCAGACCGCACUGACAGAGGCAGAACCGUUAAGUGCCAAGAAGAAGAUAAAAAAGAAACGCAACGAAAAUAUCAGCAAAAUACAGUCCUUCGAGAAACUGAUCAAGGACAAGAAAUUUAAACGGAAUCCGCGCGAGGUGAUUGCGAACCACCUUCGCAACAAGUAUCAGGCAAUGGAAGAGGAGGACGCGGAGUAGAAGCUAGCGAAAUUAAACAAUUGGAAAAUAUUGCCUUUACACUUUUAUUGUAUUUAUUAAGAAGUAUCAUUAAUAUCUAUGUAUUUGCAUUUCUUA